Messenger RNA from Diabrotica virgifera virgifera (western corn rootworm), 7562 nucleotides. RefSeq names its product major facilitator superfamily domain-containing protein 6 (gene jef). The coding region runs from base 60 to 2189 and encodes 709 amino acids. The record is from RefSeq and is a predicted model, not a curated record. Gene Ontology annotation, cellular component: membrane. NCBI's taxonomy places the organism in Eukaryota, Metazoa, Arthropoda, Insecta, Coleoptera, Chrysomelidae. The transcript has 9 exons.
AGAUCAGCGCGCAACGGAAAGAGUGUCGGUGUGAAAUUUGGAGAAAAUCACGAGCUGAAAUGGAAAAUGCCGAUUUUCAGUAUAACAGAGGCACACAAAUGCAACCACAGCAUUUCCCAACAAGGCCCAUGGUCGAUCCCGAAGCUGAGGGUGAAGUGGACCCUUCACAAUAUCCUCAGCCGAAAGAAUCGACCCAUAAAAUCCGAGGCAAAAGCGAUAUGAUAGAAAUGAUCUUCGGUCCCGUUGAUCAAGAACUCCUUGUGGUUAAAAGCUUUUACUUCUUCUUCUACUCGGCUUUCGGAUCUCUAUUUCCUCUAAUGGGCGUUUACUUCAAGCAGAUGGGAAUGAAUGCUAGCCAGAGUGGUUUCCUGAUAGGCUCUAGGCCUUUCGUAGAAUUUCUUUCUGCUCCGUUUUGGGGAAGCCUAGCUGAUCGGUGGCAAAAAGGCAAAAUCCUGCUGUUAGCAUCGCUCGCUUCGUGGAUCGUCUUUACAGUUCCGUUGGGUUCAAUCCAACCUCCAGCAACGUCUUGUAUGGUUAUAAAAAAUAAUACCGCAUUGUUGACUACUCCUGAGGUUAAUGUAGGAAGAGUUGUGAUAACGAAAAGAUCCAUCAAAAUGGAAACGCUUGCUGAAUUUCCGCGUAACCUUGAACAGGAAUCUAACAGCCACUCCAGGAAACCUCGAGAUAUCCAGCCAGUCUCAGUAAAUGCAGGUCAGUCUCCCAUUAAUGUCCAAUACGCAUCCAACUACCAAGACAAGGAACAUGAAAGCUGGGUCCAACCUAUCAUAUCCUCCAUUGUUUACCGUACGCAAGAUAUACAAAAGGCAUUUUUCCUGCUUCUAUUACUGGUGAUUAUUGGUGAAUUUUUCAGUGCUCCCGCAGUCACUCUUGCAGAUUCUGCUGUUCUUACUUUGCUGGGAGAAGAUGCUGAUACGUAUGGACAUCAAAGAAUGUUUGGUUCCCUUGGAUGGGGUCUUGCCAUGUUUUUCGUAGGCAUAGCGCUAGAUCACUCAACAGCGUUUCCCAAUCAUCCCUGCACUCCCGACAAGAAAGAAAAGAAUUACACAAUUUGUUUCGCUACGUUCUCGGUGCUCAUGGGAGCUGCAUUAAUAAGUGCCACUCAAAUAACUUUCAAAUACGACGAAUCUGUGCCAGAACCAACGAUGGAACCAAAAAGUCAGUCACCGACCGAAGAAGAUAGAAUGCAGGCCCAGCUCGCCGAGCAGCUGAAUUUACCGUCUCUGGCGGAUACGCGGGCAUCUGAUGCUCCGCCGAUUCCAAAAGAACAGAAGACGAAAAUAUUUGCUCAAACUACACGUGAAAUGCCUGAAUGGAUGACAGUUAUUAAACAAUACAAGAAUCUCAAAUGUGCUUCAUUCUUAUUCGUCGCGUGGUUUAUGGGCUUCGGUAUUGGAUUAAUCUUCACGUUCCUCUUCUGGCACUUGCAAGACUACGGCGGAUCUCCCACACUAUUCGGCGUUGCUUCAGUUAUCAACCACAUAUCAGAAAUAUUCGCCUACUUCUUCAGCUUUCGACUUAUCAGGCAAAUGGGCCACGUUAAAGUAUUGUGCCUUGGCCUUAUUGGUAACACUCUACGAUUCUUAUACAUAUCAUGGUUGACAAAUCCUUGGUGGGUGUUGCCGUUUGAAUUCAUGCAGGGAAUCACUCAUGCUGCUGUUUGGGCAGCCUGCUGCUCAUACAUUGCUCACAACACUCCACUAGAACUGCGAUCUUCUGCCCAAGGAGUUCUCCAAGGAAUUCAUCACGGUCUCGGCAGAGGUUGCGGUGCAGUGAUUGGAGGAAUGUUCGUCAGCUCUUUCGGUUCUACGGCUACCUUCAGGGGAUAUGGAAUUAUCUGUUUAGCAGUACUGGGCGCUUUUGUAUUCAUUAAUUUCUAUAGGGUCGAUCAAGGAUUUGUUUCAGAUUUGCCCCAAACCGAAGAUCCUAGACAGGUAGCAGAAGAAACAUCCCAUUUGGCUCCUCAUGGUGUUCCCAGCAAUCCUAUACCGCGAGCUUUGUCCAGUACUAAACUUCAUGACCUAGCUAAUCAAGAUGGAUACGGAACCUAUCAGAUGGGUCAAGGCGGCACUUUAGGAGUUCCUGGUGCGAAUCCGUUUAGCACACAACAACAACAACAACCCCAGCAUCAGCAGUAUUCUGGAUACGAGGUAAGAAACGGGAACUACUAAUUCUCCUUACUCAAGAUGUCUGUAUCCUGAAGCCAACACUACAUUACUCAUACAACAGCCGAUAUCGACCACCAACUCAGCUUACGAAUGGUAACAAACAAAAAUAUCGAAAUACAUAAUCUGACUACUUACGUACUAAAUAUUUUAAAUAAGGGAUUCUAAUGAUUAUCAGAAAUUUAACCAUUUUGGUAUUUUUUAUUGUAUUUUUAAAUGUUUCUUUAAUGUACAAAUAGAUAGAAAUAUGGAAUUUAUAUCAUUAUAUCGAUCUAUUAAAGGGUUUUAACAACAUAUUUUUAACGGAGCAUAUCCUAUAAUCUUUAGAAUCAUCCUUUUAUAAAUCAUGUAUUACUAGAGUUUAUAUUUUGGAAAUGAAAGUUUACAUAUUUACCUAAAGCUUCUAAAAGUACUUUUUCAAAUAUGAAAUCUUUAAAAGUUUAAUAAAUGUCGAUUUUAAGUAUUAAAAGUAUAAUAGGUAAAGUCUUGAAAAGUAGUGUAAAUUAGGUAUACAAUUACUUAUCUACGGAUAUUUUUUGUCACUUCUGAAAGUCUUAUUUCUCUUUUUAAAUUAUUAUUAAGAUUUAACAAGAAUGUAUAAAGAAAUACAAAGAAUUUGACAAAAAAUAAUAUCAAUGUUACGUGAUUUCCAAGCUUUAUAUUGUCUUUGAGGCAAUCAAACCACCAUAUACAGGAGAUAAUAGUAAAACAUCAAUCUGCAAUCGUGUUUCGGAAGGCACGUACAGCCGUCGGUCCCGCUACGUAAGUAGUUGUUAAGUCAAGUUAGGGACGCUUGCGCGAGCUGAAAAGCUGAAAACCCUAACACUAGACUUUAUCCAGAAAGUUACAAUAAUUUACUUUUACAACAUCUGCAAUAUAACAUAGACAAAAAGUUAUUCAACGGCAAAAUAUUCAACGUGAGAAUAUCAGAAGGAAAAUCGUAUUCUAUAAAUAGUAUGAAUGUCUAAAGUAAACGAAAGGCAUUUACAUAUCAGUUUAUAUGUACAAGAACGCGCUGUGAGUGGUACAGUAGGUCCAGAAUCCAGAAAGAACCAUUGUGGCGUGCACCAUCAAAGACGCUAUUCUCCAUGUUAUGAGUCAUCUUUGAGGAUGAAGAUGUCAGAAUGAUCUUAUUUGUGGACCAGAUGUGGACAGGUAAUAUAAUUAUGUAUAUAAUAUAAUUAUGUUACUAGGAAGAAAAUGGUUUCCGUGUUGGUCUCUUUAAACAUUUGGAAAGUAUGUUCCAACGAAAACAUAUCCAUUGACAAAAAUAUGAAAAAUAUUAGUAUUACAUGUGGAACAGAAAAUCAACAUAGCUUAUUGAUACAAACAUAUGAACAUUAACGAAUAUGUAGCCAAUCAAUGUAUUCACAGCCAAUCAAUGUAUUGCUUGUUAAUCAAUCCUUAGAUAAAAACUAAUUGAGCAGUGAAUUUAAGUCACUGAAAUAGUAAGAUCGAAGGUGAACGAGGAAGAUCCUGCAAUGAAGAGCCAAAAAUGAUAAAAAAAAUACAAUUAAUAUCACGUAUUUGGAAUAACAAGAAGAAACUAUGUUAAAAUUAUAACUCUGUAUUCAUCAAUAUCUUGGCCAUGCUAUGAGGAAUGAACAAGAGAUAUAGCUUGUUGCAACUCAUUCUUCAGGGCAAGGUAUUUGGAAAGAGAGGACCAGGGAGAAAAAUAAUAUAUUGGCUUCAAUACCUGAGAAAGUGGUUUAAUACAUCGGCAACCGGACUAUUAUUAUAGCAGCAAGCAAAGUUAGGAUAGCCAUGCUGACCGGCACGGCAUCCGAUUAUCCGGAACGGAGAGGCACCGUAAGAAGAUUAAUAAAAGUUAAAGAAGCUGAAAGAGAGAACGAAAACUAAUAAAAAUAAGUACCAGAUAGUCUGACAUACAAAACUUUAAACAAAUAAGAUACUUCAAAAAUGGCAAAAAAUUAAUAUAAUUUAUCACCGUUUAAUAAACGAUGCAAUCAGAAUCAUUUCAUGCUUUGCAUAGCAACAAAAUUAGAUUGAUAUUGAUCAGAUAUUGUGAAAUUAUAUUAAAUUAUUAAUUAAAACAUCAAAGUAUACAUUAUUUUUACAAUUCUGUAUUUAUACGAAUUGAAUAUAUAUAAUUAGGUGAAGUCAUGAAAAUUGAUAAUUAGUGCAGUCACUGAAGGUUUUCACCUCCGAUUUCGUUUAACCUCCAUCAAUUUUAAUGAAAAUUGGUGAGUAGUUUGAUGAUACCUUAAGAAACAAAAGUGAUAUGGUGUAAAUUUUUUUUAUUUUUGUAGGAUAAAAAAUAACCGACAGAAACGUUUAAAUUCUAAAUUUUACUGCGAGAACAAUGUAAUCGGGGCCAAAUAACGUUUUAUAUUAAAAAAAAAAAACAGAUGUAAAAGAUUAAAAAUUUAAUACGAUUUUAUAGCCACCUUUCAAACGGUUUUUGGAUGAACCUGAUACCAUAAAAUUUAACGGAGUUAUUCUUAAAAAAAAACAAACAAUUUUUUUGGAAAAAUUUUGGAGCAUAAAUUUUAAAGCUAUCUUCUGAGUACGUUGAUAAGUGUUCAGUAAGUAUACGUUAUAAAAUGCAUCGUAUUCCCGUUUUAAAUUAAUACUAAAAUGUUUUCAAGUAAGAAAUUUAUUCGAUUUUUUAUUAUCUUCAAUUGUGGUAACCUAAUAAUAACUUUUUUGUAAAAACUUAUUUAUUAGAGUUAUUUAUGAAAAACCGCUUAUAACAAGCAUUUUUUCACGAAAAUAUUCAUUUAUUUUAAUAACUUAUAUAACAAAUUUUGCGUAGAAUUUGUCCCUGUAUCGAUUUAUGGGAUUUCACCCCCCGAGAAGGGGUGGCAUCCACCCCAGGUAAAAGUGCAAGUUGGCACCAUGAUACUUUUGUUUCCUGAGGUAUCCUCUAACCACACACCAAUUUUCAUGAAAAUCCGUGGAGGUUCGCCGAGAGCAAAGGUUAUAGCUCUUAUCCACCUUCAGUGACUGCACUAAAUAGGAAAAUAAAAAAAUGUGCACAAAUAUUGUAAUUUGUGGUGUACAUUGUUAUUGUAGGUAUAUGUAGAUAUAAAUAUUAUAUUAAUUUAACAUUUCUUUUAAAGAAAUAUUAAAGACUUAAAGCUGAUAAAGAGGGUACAUGUGCGAUAUAAAAGACUAUACAGGUUGUCCCAGAUAAACUCUUAAUUUGAAUAAUAUUUUUUUUAUUAUGUUUUUUUUAUGUUUUUUUCUUUUGAUUUUCCAUUGUAAAUUCGGCUCAAGAAACCACAGACACAGAACAUCGAAGUUCUAAAAGACAUUUACUUGGACGACAGACGUUCGCAUAAUUACAAAUUUGUAUUAGAAUCAAACAGCAUCAGUUUUAGUAGAUGGUUUGGAACCACAGGUUCUUAAUAUAAAAAGAGGCGUAUGGCAGGAAUGCCUCUUGUCGCCCCUUUUUUUUUUAACGUCCGAAAGAAUUUUUAAAGAUGCACUUUCUGGAACACAAGAAGUAAUAAUUGUGAACGGUGAAGUCAUCAAUAAUUUGCGAUAUGCGAACGACACAUUACUCCUAGCUUCUACUCAAGAAGUUCUGCAAACAUUACUUGACAGUGUCGUUUAGAGUUGCAAGAAAGAAGGUAUGGAUCUGAACAUACGGAAAACCAAAAUGAUCGUAAUAAAUAAACGACAGAAUAUAAAACCGUCUAAUAUUAUAUAAAUCAUCCCAAACUUGAGUAAGUUGAUCAAUGUUCAAGUUUUCCUUGGAUUACAUUGUAACGCAGAGAGUCACGGCGAAAUUAGAUCUAGGAUAUAACAAGUCAGAGCUGCUUUUAGAAGAUUGUCUAAGGUAUUAUGUAAUAGAGACCUAAAAUUGCAAUUGAAGAUCCGCCUACAUCGCUGCUACGUGGUAUCGGACAUACUUAUGGUGUCGAGUCUUGGACUAUGAAUAAAAUCAACUUACAUCGUCUUGAGGCUUUUGAAAUGUGGUGUUACAAAAGAAUUUUAAAAGUUUCUUGGGUGGAGAAGAUUCGAAACUCCACAAUACAUAGAAUAUCUCAGCAAGACUACUGAGAUUAUAAAAAGCAUCAAGAAGAGAAAGCUGGAGUAUUUCGGACAUGUAAUGAGAGGUCCCAAAUAUAUAGGUCUGGAUCCCGCGUAUGAAAAAAAAGUUGAUUAAUAGCAAGCUGAAAAUUUGUUAAUAGCUUAAAAGUGUCUAGUCGAAUAAACUUUGAUAUGUGUGAACACUGGAACAGGGGUAGUUUUAAUUGUGGAACAGGUUAAAAAUUUGGAACGGUCACAGCACGAAAACGGCACAUUUAUUUUGUCCGACAGAACAGACUUAAACUCUUCGAACAGAGAUUAAACUCUCAUGCAAAAAUCAGACUGCUAUUUAUCACCAAAUGGGCGUUUUAAUGAGUGGAACAUGUAGAAUAUGUCAAAUGACAGGAAUUAUGACAGGUAAUAAAUAGCAGUCUGAUUUUUUCAUGAGAGUUUAAUCUCUGUUCGGAGAGUUUAAGUCUGUUCUGUCGGACAAAAUAAAUGUGCCGUUUUCGUGCUGUGACCGUUCCAAAUUUUUAACCUGUUACACAAUUAAAACUACCCCUGUUUCAGUGUUCCCAUAUAUCAAAGUUUAUUCGACUAGACACCCUUAAGCUAUUAACAAAUUUUCAGCUUGCUAUUAAUCAACUUUUUUUUCAUACGCGGGAUCCAGACCUAAUAGGUUGCUACAAAAUAUUAAGCAAGGAAAAUAGCAUGCAAACGCAGUCCAAGACGAAUAAGAACUUCAUGGUUGAAGCACUUGCGAGAUUGGUAUAGUGUUUAUGUAAGCUAUGAUGGUAACCAACGCACGUUCUGAAAGGACAUGGUAGAUGAAGAAGAAGAAGCGAGUGGAGUCUUGUCUAGUAUGUCUUCUAGCUUCCGAAGGAAUUGCGUCAGUUUCAUGUACAUGAGUCUGUGUUGGAAGUGAAAAUUUUCUUCUUGGGAGUGGAUGGGAGUUAAUUCGCUGAGUAUUAAAACAAAGGUUGUAAAAUUAUUAUAUAGUUAGUUAUUUGUGUUGUUUAUGGUUGCAUACAUUUUUUGUUUAUGUGUUUAAUUCCAUAUAAGAUGAAUCAAUUUUUCACAGAAUCUUAACCAUAUUUUUUGUGUAUAUUUAUUAUUCAGUAGGUAUUGUUAGCGUUGUAUAAUAUUCUUGUUAUUACCAGCAAAGCUAAUUGUUUGGGCCAAUCUGUAUUAUAAGUGUAACAUAGUUUUGUUAAUCGUAGGAUUUAAUUUACAAUUAGAUACAAAGACUCAUUUGAGCAGGGUCGGUCUCUUCACUUCAUUAUUGUAUUAACUUUAGUUGUACAUAAGGAAACUGUAUCAGUUUUCAAAAAUAAUGAAAUUGUUGAUUAGUUGAAUAUUUGUAAUAAAUUAAGCAAUUCA